Molecule: messenger RNA, 2422 nt
Organism: Setaria italica (foxtail millet)
Lineage: Eukaryota; Viridiplantae; Streptophyta; Magnoliopsida; Poales; Poaceae
Product: calcium-dependent protein kinase 17
Exons: 3
Coding region: 728-2257 (509 amino acids)
Biological process (GO): peptidyl-serine phosphorylation; protein autophosphorylation; intracellular signal transduction
Cellular component (GO): cytoplasm; nucleus
Molecular function (GO): calmodulin binding; calcium/calmodulin-dependent protein kinase activity; ATP binding
Source: RefSeq, a predicted model, not a curated record
GGAACAGACCAAACACCGUGAACCUCUCCCCCCACGGUCUCUCCUCCUCCUCUCGCUCUCCCUCCUGCCCCUCCCGCGGCGCGGCCGAAUGCCGCGAGCUGGGCGGAGCUGACCCCGCCGCCGGCGACCCCGCUCGGCCGCCGCCGCAGCGGCGUGGGUGAGUCUCUCCCCUACCAUAUGUGUAUCUUCGAGGCCGGAUACGGCGGUUUCUCCGGCAGUUUCGAGCCCGGCUCGGCCUCCCCGGCGAGGCGCGGCUCGAUCUGCGCGGGCUCUCGCCCAAUCGGCUCCGCCCGAGCUUGCUCGAGGAGUUGACCGCGGGCUCUGCCGCCGGCGCGCCGGCCGCCGCGGGUUUCGCGGGCGCCUGCGCGCUCCCCGUGCUGGGAGUUUUGAAUUCCGAGUCGGUGUCCGGGGUCCCGAGCCCGCGGGGCUUCUCGGUUUUUUGUUUGGAAAAAGAUUUUUGUUGCUGAGUAUAAAGCCGCGAUUUUGGGGGCUCCAACCUCCGAGAGCUAAAGCUUUUGCGUUUUUUUUGUUCUUGCUUGCCUUUCUCGCUUUCCUCGCCGCAGAUUCGGCUGCAGAGCGCGGAAUGCCCGUGGAGGGAAGGCACUGAGGCCGCCAGAUUCGGGAGCACGGGAGCCUCGCUUCAGGGCCCGGGGAUUCGCUUCACCGGGGCGGCGGAGGGUUGGGGGCGGAAGCUUCUCCGGAUUCCAGCGUGUGGGACCUCAGCGCGAUGGCCGCCGCCGGCUGGGUCGGCGGCGGCGACGCCAAGUACAACUCGUACAAGGCUCCGGGCUUGCGCGGGGCCUUGCUGGAGGCGGCGCACGUCUCGUGCCUCGAGGACCGCUACGCGCUGGGGCCGCAGCUCGGGUGGGGCCAGUUCGGCGUCAUCCGUUCCUGCUCCGACCUGGUCACCGGCGAGGCGCUCGCCUGCAAGUCCAUCGCCAAGGACCGCCUCGUGUCCCCCGACGACGUGAGGGGCGUCAAGCUCGAGAUCGAGGUCAUGGCGCGCCUCUCGGGCCACCCCAACGUCGUUGACCUCAAGGCCGUGUACGAGGACGAGGACUCCGUGCACCUCGUCAUGGAGCUCUGCGCCGGCGGAGAGCUCUUCCACCGCCUCGAGGAGCGUGGCUGCUUCUCGGAGCACGAGGCCGCCGUGCUCUUCCGGUACCUCAUGGAGGUCGUGGCCCAUUGCCACAGCAAGGGGAUCGUCCACCGGGACUUGAAGCCGGAGAACAUCCUCCUGGUCAGCAAGUCGCUGUCGUCGCCGAUCAAACUCGCGGACUUUGGCCUCGCCACCUACAUCCAGCCUGGUCGAAGCUUGAGCGGCAUGGUAGGAAGCCCGUUUUACAUUGCGCCGGAGGUGCUUUCCGGUGGAUACAAUGAAGCUGCCGAUGUAUGGAGCGCCGGGGUUAUACUUUACAUCCUCCUGAGUGGCUUCCCGCCGUUUUGGGGGAAAACAAAGUCGAAGAUCUUCGAGUGUAUAAGGUCCACAGAGCUGCGGUUCCCUUCUGAUCCCUGGGAUAGGGUUUCUGAUUCAGCAAAGGAGCUGGUGACUGGGAUGCUGCGGCGCGAUCCUAGACAACGACUAACCGCCAAGCAGGUUCUAGAUCAUUCGUGGAUGCAAGAACACGCGGAGCAAUCACAAGAUUCCUGCAGCCACUGCCACGAGAUCGGCCUCCGGAGGGAGGACCUCGGCUCGUGCUCCUUCUCCACGCCGCUGGCGUCGCGGAGCAGGGACGUGAGCUUCAACACCGGCGGCCCUGUCUCCUGCCAGGGCAUGGCGGGGGAGGAUGAAGCGUGCUCGCCCACCUUCGCCUGCAGGUCGUCCUUCUCGGCGUUCGUCGCUGACAUGGCCCCGUCUUGCUCGACCUCAGGAUUCUCGUUCGGUGAGGCCUGCGAGCCCAGCGGCGGGGCGUUCCUGCCACCACCGGUGGCAUCCAUGCCGAGCUUCUCGUUCUUCUGCGCGCAAGAAUGCGACGAGCCUGAGCCGUCGGGGUCUUCGGGCCAGAAUGCUCCCGCCGAGGCGACAGUGGCUGCUGCUCCUUUCUCGUCCCUGAGGACGGUGGAGGCCACGACCACAAGGACGGCGAGGGGGAGCACGUCGCGGGGUGGCGUCGGCAUCAACAGCAGGCGGAACCACACGAUCGGUGCCGGCGAGCGGGAGCACCUGGACGUGGCGGUGGCCGAGUCCGUGAUACGGUGGGCGUCGUGCACGAACCUGUCGACGACGCACUCGCUCCGGGCCUCGCUCGUGUGCUAGCAUACGUGAUAGUGUUCUUUCGGCAGCCGUCUUUGCCUGUAACUGUAACGGGGAUGAGGUGAGGUGUGAGUGGUUGAGAUGAGAGUGACAGUCAGAGGUAGAGCAUGUAACCUGGACCUGAUAUAUAUAAUGUUAUUAUACUAGUAGUAGAUUACCGAGUGAUAA